Zea mays is the source of this 1086-nucleotide messenger RNA. Its product is annotated as ATGP4. Lineage: Eukaryota; Viridiplantae; Streptophyta; Magnoliopsida; Poales; Poaceae. The record is from RefSeq and is marked validated. Bases 262 to 678 code for a protein of 138 amino acids. The transcript is spliced from 3 exons.
GUUCGGCGUUCGCAUCAGCUUGUUGCUGCUGCUGAAGGAAAAGACAAUUUUCUCCUUACCUCCUGGGCUCAGGCCUCAGGCGCACAGCCUUCUGCUUCUCUUCCUCUCCUCGCGUCCCCCCACCAAACCCUAACCCGAGCACCCAGCCCCUCCUCGCGUCUGCUCGCGCCGGCCUUUGGGGCUCUCACUCUGAGCGGCAGGGACCCGCAGGGCUCCGGUUGUGUCCAGGAAACAUCCCAGUUGUUGGCGAGAGACCAAGAAAUGGCGGAGAAGGAGGGAGCGAAGGUUGGAGCGGAAGAGAUGGAAGAGCGGGAGCAGGAAGGGGAGGCAGAGGAGGUGGAGGUGAAGUUUCGUCUCUUCGAUGGCUCUGACAUCGGUCCCGUGCGCUGCAACGCCGCCGCCACUACCGUAGCCGCCCUCAAGGAUCGCGUCGUCGCCGAUUGGCCCAAAGAUAAAUCAAUUAUCCCAAAGACUGCUAGUGAUGUGAAACUAAUAAGUGGAGGCAAAAUUCUAGAAAAUGACAAGAAUGUUGCACAGUGCAGAGCUCCUUUUGGUGAUCUUCCCAGUAGUGCUAUCACGAUGCAUGUUGUUGUUCAACCAUCGUCAGCAAAAUCAAAACCAGAUAAGAAGGCGAACAAGUUGCCCAAAACCACUCGUUGCUCAUGUACCAUACUAUGAACUACGAAGGUCCAAGUCCCUCCGAGACCAACAAUAAUUUGUACGUCCACCGAAGAUUCUGCAGAGGAUUUGAGAACGAAAGAUCCAAGAUGUCCACGUCAUUCUUCUCUGCCAACGGGUGGCAAUGGCGAAAGACAACAACGUCCAUAUGUUGUAAGCUAUGUAAUUGUAACUUAGGUACAAAGAGUGGGUCCCUCUGCCGUACGGAUGGGGGAAAAAUAGUCUACUGGCUGCCCUGUUUUACCCUACACAAGAUUGUUCUAUAUGAUGUACCACAAGAUACAUACACGCUACUAUUUUGGGUGUAGUGACCUUGUUCCCACUUCACCUUUUGAAAGUUCGUUCCAGAGUUGAGUACCCUUUUGGGCACUGAGUCAAUGUGAAAUCUAAGUUGGUUGAUUUCCGAAA